This is a messenger RNA of Megalobrama amblycephala (Wuchang bream), 1269 nucleotides long. RefSeq names its product trafficking protein particle complex subunit 5 (gene trappc5). Gene Ontology annotation, biological process: endoplasmic reticulum to Golgi vesicle-mediated transport. Lineage: Eukaryota; Metazoa; Chordata; Actinopteri; Cypriniformes; Xenocyprididae. The record is from RefSeq and is a predicted model, not a curated record. The transcript is spliced from 2 exons. Gene Ontology annotation, cellular component: TRAPPIII protein complex; TRAPPII protein complex; TRAPPI protein complex. The coding region runs from base 1 to 567 and encodes 188 amino acids.
AUGGAGGUCCGCUUCACGCGAGGCAAAUCUGCGAUCCUCGAGCGCUCGCUCACGCGUCCUAAAACGGAGGUGAGCGUUAGCGCGUUCGCGUUGCUCUUCUCCGAGAUGGUCCAAUACUGUCAGAGCCGCGUGUACUCGGUGUCUGAGCUCCAGGCCCGGCUGGCUGACAUGGGUCAAGGUGUUGGAGCCAGUCUUCUGGAUGUGCUUGUGAUGAGGGAGAAAAAUGGGAAAAGGGAAACCAAAGUAUUAAACAUACUUCUCUUUAUUAAGGUAAAUGUGUGGAAAUCUUUGUUUGGAAAGGAGGCAGACAAACUGGAACAAGCCAACGAUGAUGACAAAACAUACUACAUCAUUGAAAAGGAGCCUUUGAUCAAUGCCUACAUAUCAGUACCUAAAGAGAAUAGCACUUUAAACUGUGCAGCCUUCACUGGUGGCAUUGUGGAGGCUAUCUUAACCCACAGUGGCUUCCCAGCCAAAGUCACUGUCCACUGGCAUAAGGGAACCACACUGAUGAUCAAGUUUGAUGAGGCGGUCAUUGCUCGAGAUAAAGCUCUUGAUGGCAGAUAGCAGAUUGCUUAGCACAGGUCAAGUCUCAAGUUUUACCCUUGAGUCUGGAGUCUCAGUAGGAUUUAAGUUGAAUUGAUUGUUUUUUCAUUCAUUUUUAUAGCUUUGCUAUCAAAUUCGCUGCAUUUAGCACACAUUUCAAAUAACUUAUAUUCUGUAUCUGUCUCUCUUGCUUGUUUAAUGAUGUUACAGAAUAUUGAUGAGGACAAGCCGCAUCAGCACAGUCACCUCACUAGUCCAAUCCAGUGAAAAACACAAUGUGUUUACUGAUACACUAAUGCAGUGAAGGGUUAUCAUACAGUUCUCUGUAUGAAGAUCAUAAUCUUUGGAUGUCUGUUUUGCAUAUGUGCUAAAAAUAUGAAUAAAUUGUAAUAAAUAAUCAAUGUAAUAAGAAUUGAAUAGAUUGUUAGGUUUGGAGUUAAGUAUAAAAUCUGCUGAACAGCAUGUUACUACACAGAUAUUGUGUGGAAAAAAAUGUCAAAUGCACCUUUAACUGUUUAGUUUCCCUAAAUUGUGCAGGCAAUGUACAUAUGGCAAAAUGAAAGAAUUAUAUCUGUAUGAAGUUUUAUUUACAGGAUAAAUUACAUUUGGACUUCUUGAUCAUUUUUGUAUUAUAGAGGAUUGAUCUAUGUAUGUGUAUAUGUUUCAUUUGUUCACAUGUUCUGUCAUUGUCCUACAAUAUAAUAAAGUCUUUGUAAAUUUCAA